Molecule: messenger RNA, 1965 nt
Organism: Hymenoscyphus albidus
Lineage: Eukaryota; Fungi; Ascomycota; Leotiomycetes; Helotiales; Helotiaceae
Source: the annotation of a GenBank genome assembly
GGCCAAAUGACGAGAUUCACUUGUAAAUCAUGCUUGGUGGUGAAUCCUUAUGUGCAUCUCCAUCUGUCCAUAUGCACCCAUCAAGCUUUUCUCAUCCUCCUCACCAGCGUUUCCAGAAGUACGACGAGGACGUUUCUGUCAGAUUGCGUCGUCAACUCCUCAACUUUCCAGAAGUUCCUCCACAAACUCGCAAGAACCCCGACGCACGGCCCCUGUGCAAGCACCCUACACGCCUACACCCUAGCGGUCGAUCAAUUUUCGACCUCAUGAGGCGCCAAUAAUUGUACGCCUCACCCAAUUCAUCAACAUUUCAUGCGAGAAAUCUCAUCACACGCCCUACCAUCCCGGAACGAGUAUCCCUUUGAGAGAAUACCGAUCUUACUUCGUCUGCUGCUAUUCUUGGGAAGUUUCCAUUGCUUGCCGAUUAUCCAGAGAACCCUGGAGCAAAACUUGCGUGGAAGAAGGAAGGAGGAAGAUCUGCCUGUCCAAUUUAGGCAUUUGAAGGGCAUCUUUUUUACAAUACCGGUACGGAUACGGGUCGUUGUACAUCCGCGCGAGAUCGGCCGACAAACGAAAAAGAUUUGGAAGGACGAUCUUGCAUCACGAAUCACGCUCGAUACCUUUUUUUCCCUUUACAGCCCUGUGUGUUACUGGGAGGCAUGGCGCCCACACAGCUUCCCGCUUCGGGGAACCCACUGUAUGUUUAAGCCUUGCCUUGCUUGCUGUCUAAGCUUGGAUGAGGUCGUCCGUCACCUCAUAUCCAAUUCCGUCCCUGGGCUACGGAUGUCACGAGAUCUUUGACUAACUCUGGACGAUGAUUCUAGCGCGUUCUUUGAUAUCACUCUUGGAGGUUAGUAAUCUCCAUCAUCCGAUUCUUCUAGCCCUCCGACCAGGAUUAUCUCAUCAACCCCUGGAGAGACGAACUUGAACCAGCUGGAGGUGUCGGGUUUCUGGAAUCUCUCUCUCCAUCCACGUGAUAUCCGAUGCAAUAUCAAACCCGACAUACCCCAGUUUCAACCAGCUAACACAUAUGGCAAAAUACAGGCGAACCACUCGGACGAAUCCAAUUCGAACUCUUCGCCGAUGUCGUUCCCAAGACGGCCGAGAACUUUCGACAGUUCUGUACGGGCGAGACGAAGAAUCAUCUCGGUCGUCCGCAGGGAUAUAAAGGGAGCAAGUUUCAUAGAAUUGUAAGCUUACUCUACCCCUCCUCUUUUGCUGUCAAAAAUAUCUCGUUUCUCCAUCUUCUUACUUGAUUUUUCGUUUGCUGGAUAGAUGGAUGGAUGGAUGGAGAGAAAUACUGACUAAUAUUGAUUCGAUCUUAGAUCAAAGAUUUCAUGUGUCAAGGCGGAGACUUCAUGAACGGAGAUGGUACCGGUUCAACCUGUAUCUACGGACUCAAAACCUUCGACGAUGAGAACUUUGUGAGGAAACAUAAUGAAGCCGGGUUACUUUCUAUGGCUGUAUGUUCCUUCUUCCCUCCUCACUCCACAUCUCCAUCCACAUCUCCAUCCACAUCUCCAUCCACAUCUCCAUCCACAUCUCCAUCCACAUCUCCAUCCACAUCUCCAUCCACAUCUCCAUCCACAUCUCCAUCCACAUCUCCAUCCACAUCAUCAUCCUAACACACAAAAGAACGCAGGUCCCAACGGGAACGGCUCCCAGUUCUUCAUCACCACCGUCCCAACGCCCUUCCUAGACGGCAAACACGUCGUCUUCGGUAAAGUAGUUGACGGCAUGGACGUCGUGAGGAAGAUGGAACAUACCAAGACCGGGUACCGUGGGAAGGAAGUCCCGAAUUUGGAUGUGGUUGUUGCGCAGUGUGGGGAGAUGUGAUGCAUGAGUAUCCGUAGGUAGUAUUCGCGACGAUAGAGAGAAAAGAGGAAAUUAAGCACACAAAAAAAAGAGAUAAUGAUGACGAGGGACGAUAUAAGGAUCUGUAGCUUUGAUGAAUGUAAUAGCACG